ACCAAACUGUGAGUUUCAGGGGUUAUUUGGUCAGAUUCGCUGGGACCCGAGUGGGUUUCGGGCCUCUGGGCUGUGGCCGCGGCGGGACUGAGGGUGGCGGAAGAACUUGGGGGACCCGGCCUCCGGCGCUCGGGCCCGGGGAGCGACGCCCGAGGCUGGGUCCCAGCCAUCCAAAAGGACGCGUUUUGCCGCACAGGCUAAGAUGGCGGCGGCGGCCGAGGAGGCGGAGUUGGUGCCACACAAGGAGCCCGGGCCCCGGGUUCGGGGAGGCGGCGGCCGCGGCGGCCGCGGGGGGCCGCGGAGCUUGAGGUUUGAUUUAAUUUUGGAUGAGAUUGUUCUUGCAGCAAGAUGUUAAUAAGACAAAAUCUAGACUAAAUGUGUUAAAUGGGCUUGCCAACAAUAUGGAUGAUUUGAAGAUAAACACCGAUAUUACUGGUGCUAAAGAAGAACUCCUAGAUGACAACAAUUUUAUCUCAGACAAAGAGAGCGGAGUUCAUAAACCAAAAGAUUGUCAAACAUCAUUUCAGAAAAAUAAUACAUUGAUUCUGCCUGAAGAACUGUCAAAGGACAAAUCUGAAAACGCCUUAAGUGGAGGCCAGUCUAGUCUGUUUAUACAUGCUGGUUCUCCUACUGUUUCUAGUGAAAACUUUAUCUUGCCUAAAGGAGCUGCUGUUAAUGGACCAGUUUCACACUCCUCCUUAACUAAGACUUCCAAUAUGAAUAAAGGCAGUGUUUCAUUAACCACUGGACAGCCUGUGGAUCAGCCAACAACGGAAUCUUGUUCAACUUUGAAGGUAGCAGCUGAUCUUCAGCUGUCUACACAGAAAGCAAGCCAACACCAAGUUUUAUUUUUGUUAUCAGAUGUAGCACAUGCUAAGAAUCCCACCCAUUCCAAUAAAAAACUACCUACCUCUGCUUCGGUUGGUUGUGACAUUCAGAAUUCAGUAGGGAGUAAUAUAAAGUCAGAUAGCACUUUAAUAAAUCAAGUAGAGGUGGGUGAGGAUAGUGAAGAUGUAUUGGUAAAAGAUGAUUGUGUCAAUACAUUAACAGGAAUUUCCUCAGGUACAGAUGGAUUUAGGUCAGAAAAUGAUACAAACUGGGAUCCCCAAAAAGAGUUCAUUCAGUUUCUUAUGACUAAUGAGGAAACAGUAGAUAAAGCUCCACCUCAUUCUAAAGUAGGUCUAGAAAAAAAAAGAAAGCGAAAAAUGGAUGUAAGUAAGAUAACUCGUUAUACCGAGGAUUGCUUUAGUGAUUCUAAUUGUGUACCUAAUAAAUCAAAAAUGCAAGAAGUAGACUUUCUAGAACAGAAUGAAGAGCUGCAAGCUGUGGACUCACAGAAAUAUGCAUUAUCAAAAGUGAAGCCUGAAUCGACUGAUGAAGACUUAGAAUCUGUGGAUGCUUUUCAACAUCUAAUUUAUACUCCAGAUAAAUGUGGAGAAGAGAGUUCACCUGUUCAUACUAGCACUUUUCUUUCGAAUACCUUAAAAAAGAAAUGUGAAGAGAGUGAUUCUGAGUCACCUGCUACUUUCAGUACUGAAGAGCCAUCAUUCUACCCCUGUACAAAGUGCAAUGUGAAUUUUAGGGAGAAGAAGCACCUCCACAGGCAUAUGAUGUAUCAUUUAGAUGGGAAUAGUCAUUUUCGCCAUCUUAAUGUCCCAAGGCCAUAUGCUUGUAGAGAAUGUGGACGGACAUUUCGAGAUCGCAAUUCACUUCUAAAACAUAUGAUUAUUCACCAAGAGAGAAGACAGAAGUUGAUGGAGGAAAUUCGUGAAUUGAAAGAACUUCAGGAUGAAGGAAGAAGUGCACGAUUACAGUGUCCUCAGUGUGUGUUUGGUACCAAUUGCCCUAAAACAUUUGUGCAACAUGCUAAAACCCAUGAAAAAGAUAAAAGGUACUACUGCUGUGAAGAGUGUAACUUCAUGGCAGUGACAGAAAAUGAAUUAGAAUGCCAUCGAGGCGUUGCACAUGGGGCAGUGGUAAAAUGCCCUAUGGUCACUUCUGAUAUAGCCCAGAGAAAAACACAAAAAAAGACUUUCAUGAAAGACUCCGUAGUAGGAUCGUCCAAAAAAUCGGCUACCUAUGUAUGUAAGAUGUGUCCUUUUACUACUUCAGCCAGAAGUGUUUUAAAAAAGCACAUGGAGUACUUGCAUUCAUCAUCAUGCGUUGAUUCAUUUGGUAGUCCUCUUGGACUUGAUAAAAGAAAAAAUGACAUCCUUGAAGAACCUGUAGAUAGUGAUAGCACUAAACCGUUAAGUAAACAACAGUCAACUACAUUUCCAAAGAACUCUGCUUUAAAACAAGACGUGAAGCGAACAUUUGGAUCAACCUCACAAUCAAGUAGUUUUUCAAAAAUCCAUAAGCGGCCACACAGAAUACAGAAAGCUCGGAAAAGCAUUGCCCAGUCAGGUGUAAACAUGUGCAAUCAAAACAACUCUCCCCAUAAGACUGUUACAGUUAAAAGCAGCAUUGACCAAAAACCCAAGUAUUUCCAUCAAGCAGCAAAAGAAAAAUCUAAUGCCAAGGCAAAUAGCAACUAUUUGUAUAGACACAAAUAUGAAAAUUACAGGAUGAUCAAAAAAUCAGGUGAAUCAUACCCUGUGCAUUUCAAAAAAGAAGAAGCUAGUUCAUUAAAUUCUUUACACCUGUUUUCAUCAUCAAGUAAUUCUCACAACAAUUUUAUUUCAGAUCCUCAUAAGCCUGACACCAAAAGGCCUGAAAGCUUCAAAGAUCACAGACGUGUAGCUGUAAAGAGAGUAGUUAAGGAAUCUAAGAAAGAAAGUUCCGUUGGAGGGGAAGACUUGGAUAGCUAUCCAGAUUUUUUGCAUAAAAUGACUGUUGUUGUUUUGCAAAAACUUAAUUCUGCUGAAAAGAAGGAUAGUUAUGAAACAGAAGAUGAAAGUUCCUGGGAUAAUGUUGAGUUAGGAGACUACACUACACAGGCCAUAGAAGAUGAAACCUACAGUGAUAUUAAUCAAGAACAUGUAAAUUUAUUCCCUCUAUUUAAGAGCAAAGUGGAAGGUCAGGAGCCUGGAGAAAAUGCUUCUCUUAGUUAUGACCAAAAUGAUGGCUUUUAUUUUGAAUAUUAUGAAGAUGCUGGAAGUAACAACUUUUUGCAUGAGAUACAUGAUCCUCAGCAUUUAGAAAAUGCAGAAACUUCAUUGUCAAAGCAUAGUUCUGUUUUUCAUUGGGCUGAUUUGUCUCUUGAGAAGAAAUCAUGUCCUUACUGUCCAGCAACAUUUGAAACAGGUGUUGGGUUAUCAAAUCAUGUCCGGGGGCAUCUUCACAGAGCAGGAUUAAGCUAUGAAGCCCGUCAUGUUGUAUCACCAGAACAAAUAGCCACAAGUGAUAAAAUGCAGCAUUUCAAGAGAACUGGCACAGGAACACCUGUUAAGCGAGUUAGAAAAGCUAUGGAGAAGUCUGAGACCACUUCUGAACACACUUGUCAGCUCUGUGGUGGUUGGUUUGAUACUAAAAUUGGAUUAUCAAAUCAUGUUAGAGGCCACUUGAAAAGACUUGGAAAGACCAAAUGGGAUGCUCACAAAUCUCCAAUCUGUGUUCUGAAUGAGAUGAUGCAAAAUGAAGAAAAAUAUGAAAAAAUCUUAAAGGCAUUGAACAGUCGUCGUAUUAUUCCCAGACCAUUUGUAGCUCAAAAACUUGCAUCAAGUGAUGACUUUAUAUCUCAAAAUGUUUUACCUCUUGAAGCAUACCGAAAUGGCCUAAAGACUGAAGCCCUGUCAGUGUCUGCAUCAGAAGAAGAAGGGCUGAAUUUCUUAAAUGAGUAUGAUGAAACAAAACCAGAACUGCCCAGUGGAAAAAAGAAUCAGUCUCUUACACUCAUAGAACUUCUUAAAAAUAAAAGGAUGGGAGAAGAAAGGAAUUCUGCCAUUUCUCCUCAAAAGAUCCAUAAUCAGACAGCAAGAAAGAGAUUCGUUCAGAAAUGCGUUCUUCCAUUAAAUGAAGAUAGUCCGUUGAUGUAUCAGCCACAAAAAAUGGAUUUGACUAUGCACUCAGCCUUAGAUUGUAAGCAAAAGAAAUCAAGGUCAAGAUCUGGAAGCAAGAAGAAAAUGCUAACAUUACCUCAUGGUGCUGACGAGGUUUACAUUCUCCGAUGCAGGUUUUGUGGCCUAGUCUUUCGAGGACCCUUGUCUGUUCAGGAAGACUGGAUUAAGCACUUACAACGACAUAUUGUAAACGCUAAUCUUCCAAGGACUGGAGCUGGCAUGGUGGAAGUCACGUCACUACUUAAAAAGCCUGCCUCCAUUACAGAAACUUCAUUUUCUCUACUAAUGGCUGAAGCAGCUUCAUAGAACCAGGAAACCUUUUAAAUAGCAAAUUUGAAUUGGAUGUAAAUUUGACAUUCUUUUUUUUUAAAGCCACAUUAAAUUAUCUGUUUAUAAAUACUAAAGCAGAAAAAUGGGGGAAAGUGAAUUACAAUGACAUCAGAGCAAAUCCAAUACUUAAAACAGUAAGUAGUCUAUAUUUUAUAUAGGGUGGAAGAUGUGUUUUUAAGGUUUACGAAUUUUUGUUGGUUAACUGUGUUCACUCAAGAAAAGAGCAGUACAUGUAAGCAGCCAUUAAUAAACUGUUGCACAUUGAUACUUAGAGACAGACUUAUUGGAAAAUUAUGUUUUUUUGCAGUGUUACCAGAUCAAGGCUCUGUUUAUUCCCCACAAGACUUGCAUAGAAAAAUAAGAUAUUAUAUUUUGUUUGUAUGUAUUUAGUGUUUUGUAUAAUACCAAGAACCGAUGACUAAAUUUACUCAAAUUAGGGCAUUAAAUAUCAUGUACUUCAUAGUUUGAGACUGUUCACUCAAAUAGGGCAGAGUACUAUUCUAUCUAGAUGUGUAAGUGUUUUUUUUUAAAUCACAUGGAACGGUUUUUUUAUACUAAAAAGUGGAGGGAGAUUUGUUUAAACAAGUAUUUCUAAAAGAAAUAUGUAUAUAGUUCUGGAAAUUAUUUGUGGUAAGGAAAUAUUCUUUACUCCAGUUGCAUUUCUCAGACAAUAAAGUGGUGCAUCCAUGCUACCUCCUACUUUGUCAACAAAGAUGCUAUUUACCCUUUACAUUUUUGUAUCAUAAUAGAUUUUAAAAAAUCUAAUGUUCUUUAUUGCAAGACAUUCUUUUGUUAACAGAUUUGUUUCUUUUUAAUGUUUUACCUAAAAUUUGACAUGCUUACAGGACAGGUUUGCCUCUUACUUUAUUUAACAUUGUAGAAAUGUAAUUAAUAAACACUGCUCACUACACAGUUUAGAAUAGAUGUUCUCAUUUAUAUUAUUUACCAAAUUUGAUCAGUUAGCAAAACUUAAUACACCAAUUAAAAUAUUUCUCCAUAUGAUGAGAAUGUUUACAAUUAAAAUUUUAGAACUUGUUUUGGAUGUGAUUAUAUGUACGAAAAUCGUGUAACACUAUGCUCAUGCUAAGAACCGACAUAACAGAAUUACUGAAAUAAAUGUGCUGUGAGGAAUGGAAAAUACGGUGCAGGUGUCUUGGUCAUGAUAAAUUGUGAUUCUUUUUAGAAUUUUUUUUCCAAAAACAAAUUAGUUCUUUUAAUCUGAAAUCAGAUUUCUUUACAAACAACAGUUUUUGUAUGCAAGCACCAUUUUAUUUCAUGUAGUAUGGCUAAUACUAUAGUUGAACCAAGGAUAUGCAUUGAUUCUUUGCUUCGUAUGUAAAUAAAGCUAAAAACAGUUAAAAUAAGGAGUAUUUUGGUAGAGUAUAUACAUACCUCACUGCCAGUGAAAUUGCUUUCCUAUGGUAUAUCUCCUUACCAGAAAAAUCUCUAAAUAAAAAAAAGGUUUAAA
Saimiri boliviensis boliviensis (Bolivian squirrel monkey) is the source of this 5799-nucleotide messenger RNA. NCBI's taxonomy places the organism in Eukaryota, Metazoa, Chordata, Mammalia, Primates, Cebidae. The record is from RefSeq and is a predicted model, not a curated record.